Molecule: messenger RNA, 2272 nt
Organism: Xenopus tropicalis (tropical clawed frog)
Lineage: Eukaryota; Metazoa; Chordata; Amphibia; Anura; Pipidae
Gene: mapkap1
Product: MAPK associated protein 1
Exons: 12
Coding region: 190-1752 (520 amino acids)
Cellular component (GO): perinuclear region of cytoplasm; late endosome membrane; TORC2 complex
Source: RefSeq, marked provisional
UGACGUCAUCCGUCAGAAUGGCCGCCGGGAGACAGGCUAAACGGCGAGAGACAUAAUAAGACGGUGCGGGUUGUAGGAACAAGUAGAGGGAGCGGAACAUAUGCGGUUAUGGUUGGGGACAUUGGGCCUCUUCCCUACAUGGAUCCGUGGCUUUUUUAGUAAAUAUCCCGUAGCCCACGGGACCAGAAAAUGGCCUUUCUGGACAACCCCUUAAUUAUCCUGGCCCACAUUCGCCAGUCCCAUGUUACAAGUGAUGACACCGGUAUGUGCGAGAUGGUUCUCAUUGACCAUGACGUGGACUUGGAGAAACUUUACCAGUCAUCUGUGUCUGGAGAAAAUUCCACGCAAAUGCAGAGCAAUGGAGGGGAGACCCAAGGCUAUGUGUAUUCUCAGUCAGUAGAUAUUACUUCCAGUUGGGAUUUUGGAAUACGACGGCGAUCCAACACAGCCCAGAAACUAGAACGUCUUCGGAAAGAGAGACAGAACCAGAUAAAGUGCAAAAACGUGCAAUGGAAGGACCGCAACACGAGCCACUCAGCUGAGGAGCUCAGCUCACUGUUUGAAAGGAAGAACUUCAAGGAAAGAGCUCUGAACCAGGGCAAACAGUCCAUCCUGUCUGUCCGACUAGAACAGUGCCCCCUACAGCUAAAUAACCCCUUCAAUGAAUACUCCAAAUUUGAUGGCAAGGGCCACGUGGGUACCACGGCCACAAAGAAAAUUGACGUAUACCUUUCCAUGCAAACUAGCCAAGAUAAACUGCUGCCCAUGACGGUGGUUACAAUCGCCAAUGCUAAAGUCCAUGACCUCAUUGGGCUGAUCUGUUGGCAGUAUACGACGGAGGGCCGGGAACCCAAACUUAACGAUAACGUGGAUGCAUUCUGUUUGCACAUAGCUGAGGAUGAUGGUGAGGUAGACACAGAUUUCCCACCGCUGGAUUCCAAUGAACCCAUACACAAGUUUGGUUUCAGCACCCUGGCUUUGGUCGAGAAAUAUUCAUCUCCUGGGCUGGCAGCCAAGCAGUCUCUCUUUGUAAGAAUAAAUGCAGCACAUGGAUUUUCCCUGAUCCAAGUGGACAGCACAAACGUAACCAUGCGGGACAUCCUAGAAAAAGCUCUUAAACGGAGGAAGGGCUCACAAAGGAAUUCAGGUCCCCAGUACCGCCUGGAGAAACAAAGCCAGCCCAAUGUACCUGUGGAUUUGGACAGUACUCUGGAGAAUCAGAAUUCCCUGGAGUUCUGCCUUGUGCGAGAGAACAGUUCCAGAGGAGAGGAGCCUCCAGAGGAGGAGACCCAAAUUGACAUUGCGACAGUGCAGGACAUGCUUAGCAGCCACCAGUACAAGUCUUUCAAAGUCAGCAUGAUUCACCGAUUGCGCUUCACUACGGAUGUCCAGCUUGGGAUCUCUGGUGAGAAAGUGGAGAUUGAUCCGGUGACCAAUCAGAAGACCAGCACCAAGUUUUGGAUCAAACAGAAGCCAAUCUCCAUUGAUUCAGAUGUGCUUUGCGCAUGUGAUCUGGCAGAGGAGAAAAGUCCAAGCCAUGCAAUGUUUAAAGUGACGUACCUGAGCAACCAUGACUACAAACAUCUUUACUUUGAAUCAGAUGCAGCCACAGUGAAUGAGAUUGUAUUAAAGGUUAAUUACAUUCUGGAGUCGCGGGCCAGCACUGCUCGAGCCGAUUACUUUGCCCAGAAACAGAGAAAACUGACCAGGAGAACCAGCUUCAGCUUCCAGAAAGAAAAGAAGCCAGGAUAGGGGAGAAUCCGCCAGGAUGUGACCCCCACAACUGCCGAAUCUGCUGGUAACCAGGCCUCGUACCGCGCAUUGUGAGUCCUUCCAUGAUGGACACUGACAAAGGACAAUUAGGAGCCCGAUUUUGGGGCAUCCCACAAACAUUUUAGCCUUUCGUUCAUCCCCCCCACCCUCAAAUUAUCAUCCCCAGUUUUUACUGCAGCUUCAGAAUGCAAAAAGGACCUUCUGAUGCCUUCGUAGGCCACAAGGCCCCAGGUAGCACCAACCUUUUACCUCACAGAAUGGGCGGGCUCGCUGGAAUUAAUUCCCCUCCUACUGAGGUUAGAGACUUUCUCAAUGAUUUGCUCUUUCUGGUCAGGGAUGUGAAAAUGGCGCCCUCGCGUGAAGCCACUGUGCUUCACAAAAGCUUGGAGGGGCCUUUCGGUUUGACAUCCCUUAUGUAAGUGAUAACCAAUCGGAACAGAGUAUUAGUGAAACUAUGUUGUGAAGAAAAGAGAUUUCUAAAAUAAAAAAAAUGAGAACA